Messenger RNA from Penicillium canescens, 1065 nucleotides. RefSeq lists its product as uncharacterized. Bases 1 to 1065 code for a protein of 354 amino acids. The record is from RefSeq and is a predicted model, not a curated record. NCBI's taxonomy places the organism in Eukaryota, Fungi, Ascomycota, Eurotiomycetes, Eurotiales, Aspergillaceae. The transcript is spliced from 2 exons.
AUGGAUAUGGACUCAUCUGGAAUUCAUCUCGCUGAAGUUCGAUCGCAACUCGCGAUGGACUCUGACUCCGACACGGAUACCACCGUCACCCCUAAGAAAGAGCCAUUCCCCGACUUUGACGGGGAACUGUGUGUCCCAGAUCUUAACAACAGACAUGAGGCCGCGUGGACCUACGCCUUCGGCAAGGCUGUCCAGAAUGACAUUCGCACUCGCUAUGUGGACCCCUUCAUCACCCCCCAUAACCCCGGCGAACCAUUUACACGCAACCACAUCCUCCUCGAGGCUAUCAAGGACCUCCUCGCUGACCCACAGAUGCGCGAGACUACCCGCCAGCAGUUCAUCAUUCUGAUUAACCACACUCUCCAUUUGCACGAGGUUGUCUUCCACCACAGUGAUAAAUUCCUUGACACGAAGGAGACUGUGGAGGCGAAGGUGCUUGCGGAGAUUAUUCUCAGCUACAUGGUCUGGAUGGACGGCAGGUUGCGUGACCAAGUUAUCGCCGCUGAGCAGGUUGCCGUUGUGCUUGACCAAGUGUCCAAGGAGAAGACGACUAUCUGUGAGCGAUACUGUCGCAUGACCACUGUGGUUUCUGCUCACCUGAAGAAGCCUCGUCCCCUGGAACGCCGUCUACUCGCUCUCUUCCUCGAAGUCUAUGAAGCAUGGGUCCACAAUACCUUCCUUCGUCAGCGCAACUGCCAAAUCCUCGCAGAAGGCCUUCCUGUCCCCGGUCGAAUUGACCUGUCGCGUCGGAUCAUUGCCAUCUGGGACGUGCUGACUCGCUGCAUUGAGAGUUACUCACUUUACACCUGGGCCACUCGCACCAUUCGGGCUAAUUACUUUGCACCGGCCAUGGAUUUGUUGUCUGACACCCCAGAUAUCUGGCAGCAAUGCUGGGACAAGCGCUCGACUAUUCAACAUCGUCGGUCUAUCCAUCCUGGGCAGUUUGAACAACCCUUGAGCGGUCAGGCUGUGAAUAUCCCGCAGCAAUUCGAUAAUACGGAGGAGCAGCGUUCGACCAACGGUCAGUCUACUCCAGUUGCAGAGCUGGAAGUUGCCGAAGCUUGA